This is a messenger RNA of Dictyostelium purpureum, 321 nucleotides long. RefSeq lists its product as uncharacterized. The record is from RefSeq and is a predicted model, not a curated record. The coding region runs from base 1 to 321 and encodes 106 amino acids. The transcript has a single exon. NCBI's taxonomy places the organism in Eukaryota, Evosea, Eumycetozoa, Dictyosteliales, Dictyosteliaceae.
AUGAACUGUACAUUCAAUAUAUCAACUCAACACAAUAAUAAUGAUUUAUACAAUUGUAGUUAUUCAAAAAUCAAUAUUGAUUCAAUUAAAGAUGGUAAUGAACAAUUAUAUUUAAAAAUAGGUGAAUCUAAAUAUCCAAUCAAUUCAACAUUAAACUUUGAAAACAAAAAAACUGACAACAAAAGUAGUACAUUGAAGAAAGCAUUAAUACCAACAUUUGUCGGUGGUGCUGCAUUGUGUGCUGCUGCAUUUAUUGGUUAUAAAUAUAGAGAAAAUAUUUUAAAAAAAAUGGUAAAUCAAAUGUGUAAUUAUAAGAACUAA